Messenger RNA from Didymosphaeria variabile, 1464 nucleotides. RefSeq lists its product as uncharacterized. Lineage: Eukaryota; Fungi; Ascomycota; Dothideomycetes; Pleosporales; Didymosphaeriaceae. Gene Ontology annotation, molecular function: transmembrane transporter activity. The transcript has 2 exons. The coding region runs from base 1 to 1464 and encodes 487 amino acids. The record is from RefSeq and is a predicted model, not a curated record. Gene Ontology annotation, cellular component: membrane. Gene Ontology annotation, biological process: transmembrane transport.
AUGCCAAAGUCGCCUUCGACGCAAGAGUCCGGGACGCUGGUGACGGAUGUGCAAGAUGUGGUCACGGAUGAGCAAGACGAGCUGGAAGAAGAAGGAGUCAUUGACAGAGAAGCUCGUGAGCGGAGGAUUCGUUUAAAGGUCGACUUUCGAUUAUGCAGCAUAGCUGGCAUCUUGUGUAGCUUGAACCUUCUGGACAGCGGCGUUAUCUCAAGCGCUUCAGUAACGUCUAUGCUUUCGGAUCUGGGUCUCGACCAAGGGAAUCGCUAUUCGGUGUCUAUUUUCAUCUUUACUAUCGCAUCUAUCGCAUUCCAGCUCCCGUCGACCAUCGCAGUGCGAACGUUCGGGCCCAGGAUCUGGUUCAGUUUUAUCACGUUCUGUUUCGGGAUCAUCACGCUAUGCACAGCAUUUGUGCAAACGUGGAGACAAAUGAUCGCUCUGCGAAUCUUGCUCGGCAUGGCCAUGAGUGGAAUCUAUCCUGGUUUGACAUACCUAAUCUCGACUUGGUACACGCGAAAAGAGCAGCAACUGCGUUUUGCGCUUAUGCAGAGUGGAGAAGUCACGGUACUGGCAACCGGAGGCAUUGUCAACUUCGGACUCAACAAGCUCAACGGUUCGUCUGGUAUUAAAGGGUGGCAAUGGAUGUUCAUCGUCCAAGGAGCAAUCACAGCUUUCAUUGGCAUACUCACAUAUUGGUGGAUGGUCGAUUUCCCAGAAAAUGCAAACAAAAGUUUCAUGUUUUUGACUGAGGAAGAGUCAGAGAUUGCCGCUAAUCGCAUCGAAAAAGACAGAGGAGACGUGGAACCUGACAAGUUCUCCUGGUCCAAGGUGCUGGUCCACGCGAAAGACCCCAAAAUCUACGGAUUCUGCGUGCUGUACUUCCUGCAGAAUCUGGUUUCGACGAGCCUGUCUUAUUUCUUGCCUAUCAUUCUGCAAGGAGGCAUGGGAUUCAGUAGCGACAAAGCGAUUCUGCUAUCUGCACCACCAUAUUACUACUCGGUUAUCCCAGCUAUACUCUCUUCCCUGAUCGGCGACAAGUAUCAGCUCCGUGGGCCCAUCAUCACCUUCAACUCCAUUUGCCUCAUCGUAGGCUUCUGCAUGCUCGGCUUCAGCGAUCAAGUUACUGUGCGAUACAUCGGGACGUAUCUUGCCACGGGUGCGUACGUCGCCAAUUGGGCUGGCAUGGCUACGUAUCAAGCGAACAACAUCGUGGGACAAUGGAAGCGCGUAUUCACUGCUGCCGCUGUUACAGCAUUCAAUGGCGCAGGUGGUAUUGCAGGAAGCUUCAUCGUGAGGCAACCGGAAGCACCGAGGUAUAUGACUGCAAUUUGGGUCUCGAUUGGGUCACACAUCAUGAUUAUCGGAUGCAUUGCUGCUUUCUCUGUGUUUUUCUACAUGGCAAACCAGCGGCAGAAAGCAGGUAAACAGAUCCUAGAGGCGACACAAGGCUUCAGAUACACCUACUAA